Mirounga angustirostris (Northern elephant seal) is the source of this 3888-nucleotide messenger RNA. RefSeq names its product SH3 domain binding protein 1 (gene SH3BP1). Gene Ontology annotation, biological process: signal transduction; regulation of Rac protein signal transduction; regulation of actin cytoskeleton organization. Gene Ontology annotation, molecular function: protein binding; GTPase activator activity. The transcript has 18 exons. The record is from RefSeq and is a predicted model, not a curated record. Lineage: Eukaryota; Metazoa; Chordata; Mammalia; Carnivora; Phocidae. Gene Ontology annotation, cellular component: intracellular anatomical structure; cytosol; cytoplasm. The coding region runs from base 1242 to 3527 and encodes 761 amino acids.
CUUCGGCUCAGGUCAUGAUCCCAGGGUCCUGAGAUUGAGCCCCGCAUAGGGCUCUCUGCUCAGUGGGGAGCCUGCUUCUCCCUCUCCCUCUGCCUGUGCUCUGCUUACUUGUGCUCAAUCUCUCUCUCUGUUAAAUGAAUAAAUUAUCAGGCGCCUGGGUGGCUCAGUUGGUUAAGCGACUGCCUUCGGCUCAGGUCAUGAUCCUGGAGUCCCUGGAUCGAGUCCCACAUCGGGCUCCCUGCUCAGCGGGGAGUCUGCUUCUCCCUCUGAGCCUCCCCCCUCUCAUGUGCUCUCUCUCAUUCUCUCUCUCUCAAAUAAAUAAAUAAAAUCUUUUUUAAAAAUUAAAAGAAGAAGAAGAAGGGCAAGGACUCCAAAAGUUUGCUGGAAGGAGGAGCUUUACCAACGGAUGGAGGGAACUGUGCUGGUGCUGGGAGGGAGCCGGGUGUCAGGGAGCUGCUCUGGAGGGUGGGGCACCCCCCCCCCAAAGGGACAACCAGAAUAGGCAGGGUUAUCUUGUGCACUCUCAGGGACGGGCAGCAAGUCCAGAGUUCCAGGGACUUGUCCAAGGACACAAAGCAGCAAGGUGACCCCAGGAAGCCAAAGUCCCCAGCCAGUCUCCAGCAGGGGAGCAGGCAGGGGCAAUCUUUAGCUCAAGGUGGCCAGGAGGUCCUUUGGAGAGGGAGUCCAGGGCAGCAUCCUUUGGCAGGCCUAGAUGGGCCAGUACGGGCUGGAGGGGCCUGUCCUUGGCCUCUGCGUCCCAAGCAUGGAACCCUCUUUGCCUUUAAGAGGGGUGCAGGAGUUCUUGAAACCCAGGGCCCACGGGCCGGCGGGAGGGGCGGAGCCCAGAGUCCGGCCGCGCGGUGGCAGGACCCGGCUUACCUGCUUCCCGCCACCCGGGUGGGGCGGGGCCGGGGGCGGGGCUGCCACACAACCUGUGGACGGCCAGGCGGUCGCCGGCCCGACCGUCGCGGGGACCGGCCGGGGGCCUGCGGGGGGCCCGGAAGCCGGGGGCGAGCGAGAAAACAAACUUGGAGAGAGGAGUGACCUGGGGGCCGGGGGCGGAGUCGCGCGCGGAGGAGGAGGGAGCGAGCGGCCGCCGGAGCGCGGCUGGCCCAGGAAGCGGAGAGCGCCGCCCACCCAUCCGGGGCGAGAGCGGCGCUGCGGGCGCAGGCAGGCUGGGCCGGGGGCUGCCGGGCCCUCGCCCCCCACCGUGACCCCGCAGCCCCCAGCCCGCGCCCAAGAUGAUGAAGAGGCAGCUGCAUCGCAUGCGGCAGCUGGCCCAGACGGGCAGCUUGGGACGGACACAGCCCUGGGUGGAGGAGGAAAAAGCCAUGUAUCCUAUUCCCGCCCCCACGGAAUGUGCUCCGACUGGGAUGAGGCAGGCAGGCCGGCCACCCAGGGCGGGCCCCAACGAGGAGGGGCCCUGGAAGCCACUGGGGUCCAGGUGCCCUGUUGAAGGGGCAGGGGGAGGCAGGGGGUUUCCUAACCUGGGCCGCCUCAGCAGAAGCUCCUCCCUCCCCCACAGCACCCCGGAGACUGCCGAGUUCCUGGGGGAGGACCUGCAGCAGGUGGAGCAGCGGUUGGAGCCGGCCAAGCGAGCAGCCCACAAUGUCCACAAACGGCUGCAGGCCUGUCUGCAGGGCCAGAGUGGGGCGGACAUGGACAAGCGGGUGAAGAAGCUUCCCCUCAUGGCUCUGUCCACCACGAUGGCCGAGAGCUUCAAGGAGCUGGACCCCGAUUCCAGCAUGGGGAAGGCCUUAGAGAUGAGCUGCGCCAUUCAGAACCAGCUGGCCCGCAUUCUGGCCGAGUUUGAGAUGACUCUGGAGAGGGAUGUGCUGCAGCCGCUCAGCAGGCUGAGUGAGGAGGACCUGCCCGCCAUCCUCAAGCACAAGAAGAGCCUGCAGAAGCUGGUGUCCGACUGGAACACCCUAAAGAGCAGGCUCACUCAGGCAGCUAAGAACUCAGGCUGCGGUCAGGGCCUGGGCGGUGGUGCCGGCGGUUACAGCCAUACGGCCACCGCCACCAAGGUGGAGACGCUGAAGGAGGAGGAGGAGGAGCUAAAGAGGAAGGUGGAGCAGUGCAAGGACGAGUACUUGGCCGAUCUAUACCACUUUGCCACCAAGGAGGACACAUAUGCCAACUACUUCAUCCACCUCAUGGAGAUUCAAGCUGACUACCAUCGCAAGUCUCUGAGCUCGCUGGACACAGCCCUGGCUGAGUUGAGGGAGAACCACAGCCAAGCAGACCCCUCCCCCUCGAUGACGGCCACCCCCUUCUUCGGGGUGUAUGGGGUGUCACUGGCAACCCACCUGCAAGACCUGGGCCGGGACAUCGCCCUGCCCAUUGAGGCCUGCGUCACGAUGCUGCUUUCUGAGGGCAUGAAGGAAGAGGGCCUCUUCCGUCUGGCGGCCGGAGCCUCGGUGCUGAAGCGCCUCAAGCAGACCAUGGCCUCGGACCCCCGCAGCCUGCAGGAGUUCUGCUCCGACCCCCAUGCCGUGGCAGGUGCCCUCAAGUCCUAUCUGCGGGAGCUGCCAGAGCCCCUGAUGACCUUUGACCUCUAUGACGAUUGGAUGAGGGCAGCCAGCCUGAAGGAGCCAGGGGCCCGGCUGGAGGCCCUCCAACAGGUGUGCAGCCGCCUGCCCCAGGAGAACCUCAGCAACCUCAGGUACCUGAUGAAGUUCCUGGCACGGCUGGCUGAGGAGCAGGAGGUGAAUAAGAUGACGCCCAGCAACAUCGCCAUCGUCCUGGGGCCCAACCUGCUGUGGCCCCCCGAGAAAGAAGGGGACCAGGCCCAGCUGGAUGCAGCCUCAGUGUCCUCCAUCCAGGUAGUAGGCGUGGUUGAGGCUCUGAUACAGAACGCCGACACCCUCUUCCCUGGAGACGUCAAUUUCAACGUGUCAGGCCUGUUCUCAGCCCCUGGCCCCCAGGACAAGGUCAGCAACAGGCCAGCUGCUGAGGAGCUUCCAGCGAUUGCUGUGGCCGCCUCAGCUCCAGCCCCGGCCUCAGCAGCUACCAAGGAAAGGGCAGAGUCCGAGGCGUCCCCCAGACCAGGCUCCCCCAAGGUCAGUGGGAGUCCCUCGGAGGCAGCCACUCCAGCGGAGGACAUGGCUCGGAGAACCAAGCGCCCAGCGCCAGCCCGGCCCACCAUGCCGCCCCCCCAGGUCUCCAGCACGCGCUCCUCCCCUCCAGGCCCACUCCUGCCCCCUGGCUCUAGCAGCCCUGUGAUCCCCCAGGCUCUGCCCCGCCGUCUGGUUGGCAGCAACCUCCGGGCCCCUACAGUGCCACCCCCAUUGCCCCCCAAUCCUCCCCAGCCCGCCCGGCGCCAGAGCCGGCGUUCGCCAGCCUCCCCCAGCCCCGCCUCCCCAGGGCCGGCCUCCCCCAGCCCUGCUCUGAGCAUUCCUGCGCAGGUGGACCUGGGGGCGGCCCCAGAGGAGGGAGGGGCCCCUGAGGCUGUGGGCGGGGCCUCCACUCCCCCAGCCAUCCCCCCUCAACCCCGGCCCAGGAGCCUUGCCUCGGAGACCGACUGAGCGGGCUGCCCCUCUACAACAGCCCCUCAGCAUCUCCUCCCUCCCACCUGUCCGCCCAGGACACAGCCCUCACCCAUCCCCGGGGUGGGGGCCUCCAGCUUUUGCCUACAAGUGCCUCGGUGCCCGCUGGGUCGGCCCCCAUGGCAAAGAGGACUCAGGACAGUCCUCCACCUCCAGACCUUUCCCUCUGCAGCCGCCCUGGGCUUGGGAACCCCUCACCCAACUCGCAGCUCUCUGGCAGGGUCCCCGGGGAGCCACCGGAAGGAAGGAGGGGCUUGCCUGCUCCUACAGGACUGUUAUUUUUCUCUUGCCAACAGAUUGUUUUGUAAGGCUGGUAAAUAAAUUAUUUUGGACAAAACUA